This is a messenger RNA of Belonocnema kinseyi, 1092 nucleotides long. Its product is annotated as putative DENN domain-containing protein 10 B. Gene Ontology annotation, cellular component: late endosome. The transcript has 5 exons. Gene Ontology annotation, biological process: protein transport; regulation of early endosome to late endosome transport. Bases 5 to 1066 code for a protein of 353 amino acids. Gene Ontology annotation, molecular function: guanyl-nucleotide exchange factor activity; small GTPase binding. The record is from RefSeq and is a predicted model, not a curated record. Lineage: Eukaryota; Metazoa; Arthropoda; Insecta; Hymenoptera; Cynipidae.
CAAAAUGGCGCCUCUAGUCCAGUUGGUUUCUUGCGGAUUAUUAGAAAAAGACUGCAAUGGAGAUAAUUUAUGGGCAUGGGCUUACCCGGCAGUCACUGAAUCACAAAAGACUCUCGUCACAAGAAAGUGCAAUUCUCAAUCCGAAAAAAGCAACGGCCACUCUUUCAUAUUUUCAAGGCAUGAAAAUGAAUGGUUUUAUGUUUAUUCCAGUGAUAUAUUUGAUUCAAAUGUAUUGCCUAAGGUAAAACAAGUUGCUACCGUUAUCUUUAGCAAAGAGUUUCAUCCGCAAAAGUAUGAAGUCCUCUCUCGCGUUCUCAGCAAAAUUUAUUGCAAGACAGGAAGUCCCAUUGAACUCUUCAAAAUUUACUUGGCUGUUUAUACGCAAGGUUCCUGCACUUUGGCAGAAAACGGAAGUUUUUUUUCGGAUGAUUUCAAUAGUCACUUUUCCGGAUCAAAUACGAAUGUCAAGGAAUUGAUUAAGACCUUUGAAUUGGAAACAAUUCUCAUUUACACGGCGCUUUUACUGAAAAAGAGAAUCGUCGUUUAUCAUCAUAGCGUCGAACAAUUAUUGAAAUGGAUCCAAAGUUUUCCAGCUUUAAUGACUCAUCAUCAUGUUUCGACUUAUCUUCGUCCCUGGGUUGAUUUAGUACCAGAUGAGCUGAUGGAAUUGAAAAGCUAUCAGUAUUAUGUGAUGGGAUGCAGAGAUAGUACGAUUUCAUCCAGAACCGAAUUGUACGAUUUGCUUGUUAAUCUUCCGGCAAGGGAAAUCACUGUCGCUAAUCAUGCCAAAGAAAGCCUGACAAUGACGAAAACUCACAAAGAAAUAGCACUUUUUUUAGUGCAGCUUUCUGAAAAUCAGUCAUACUCUGAGGCACAAAUAAUAAGUGAAAUUGCAGACAAAACUAGGGAUCUCUUGAGUCAACUCACUACUAUUGCGAAGAUUGAUGCUUCCGAAAAAAGAAAACUGAUAAGUGCUCGAACCAUCAAGGAGAAAAAUUUAGCGCCUGCUGUCGAAAAUUUUCUCGUCAAUUUGGCUAUUGCUGAAAAUUUUGUUAUUGCGCAAUAGGAUUUUUCUAUGUUUAAAAGCGACUG